Molecule: messenger RNA, 1974 nt
Organism: Misgurnus anguillicaudatus (oriental weatherfish)
Lineage: Eukaryota; Metazoa; Chordata; Actinopteri; Cypriniformes; Cobitidae
Source: RefSeq, a predicted model, not a curated record
AUGGCUGUUGCCAUGCCUGCACCUGUUAUCCAGAGAGCCGUCGCCACGACCACACCUGUCUUCAACAUACCUACACCUGAUCUCAAGAUGGCUACCGCACACGAGCCUGUACACAAAAUGUCCGCCGUACCUCAGUCACUUCACAAGAUGGCUGCCUCACCAGUCUCUCCUGUUCAUGCCAAGACCCAACAGUUGAUGUCAAGUCUGCUAGAUACCCAGAUGAUGUCUGUACGGGUGGCUAAGAUUCCAAGUCCUGUUAUGUCCAGUUCUAUGGUCCCUAUGGCUACAGAGCCCCUGAAACUGAAUCAUCCAAGUCAUUUGAUAGACCUCCUGUCACGGCUAGAAGGUCCGAACCUGUGUCUCCUGCACUUGCAAUCACGACUAGAAGGUCUGAACCUGAGCCUUAUACAAGAUCUGUCACUACUGAAUGACCUGAAUCACCUUGCUAACCUGAAUCGCCUGGCUUACCUGAAUCGCCUAGUUCACCUGAGUCGCCUGGUUUACCUGAUUCAUCCGAGUCCACUGCACUUUUUGUUAUGGCGACAUUGCUCUCAUCACCAAUCUGUGACCUUGAUGGAGGGUGAGAGAGUUAUCCUGACCACUGACAUCCUGAUGGCCACAGACAGUGGAAGUCCAUCAGAUGAGCUCAUAUAUACUGUAUCUACUCCACCUGAACAUGGACACCUGCACAAUGGUCCAAACUCCGGGGGUUCCCGUGUUCACCUUCACCCAAAUGGAUGUGGCUGCCAACCGGUGUGCUACACUCAUGACAACAGCCGCUUUGCUGAUCGUGAUUCUUUCAGCUUUGCCAUUACCAACGGUGUGACCUCCAGAACUGGCAGCAUUUAUUUUACCGUGGAGCACAGUGACCGUAUCCCACCCACACUGAACAUAAACAAAGGCCUUCAGCUCACCGAGGGCACAGUCAAGAUCAUUUCCAAUGAACACUUAAAACUGACCGAUCCGGACACAGCUCUGGACAACCUCACCUAUGUUGUUAUUCAAGGCCCGCAGUAUGGGAAGUUACUCUUGAAGGGAUUUCCCCUUUCUAAGCCUCGAUUUACACAAGUGGACAUCAAUAGCAUGGAUAUAACUUACCACCAUCUGAACGGGCGAGCUAAGAUUGACAGGUUCACCUUUCAACCCACUGAUGGUACUAACACAGGUUAUUUGGAGUAUGGACAGCUGAAGACUGAACCUGCUGUGUUCACUAUACAGAUAGAGAUACUGGACAAGACACCUCCCAAUAUUGUACACAGGGGGGUUCCAAGUACUGUUGAGAGUAUUCAAGAUGGCAAACAGUGCAUCUACAUCACCACCAAAGAACUGCAAGCCACCGAUCCAGACAGUCCAGACGACGCGCUUGAGUUCACAAUAAUAAGACCUCCACAUUUCGGAUACUUCGAGAAUGCCCUCACAGGUGCCUACAUUAAAGGGCGCUUCACCCAGAAGGAUGUGAACCAGAAGGCAGUGCGCUAUGUCAUACCUGUAGAUAUAGAAGUGACAGCGGACAGCUUUGAGUUUCAAGUCACAGACCCUGCAGGAAACACUAUGCUUCCUGAAGUGUUGGAAUUCAGGUGGUCCCGUGUGGAGCUGUCUGCUUCCUGUUAUCGUGUUUGUGAAAACGCAGGAACGCUAGGUGUGCAGGUGGUACGCAGUGGGAACAGCAUAGAUCCAGCGUACGUCGGCAUACAGGUGGAAGAGGGCACUGCCAAAGUUGGGAAAGAUUUCACUCACAGUUCUGCCAGUCUUGUACAGUUUGAUCCAGGUGUGUAUGUCAAAAUAUGGAACAUUCAUCUGAAAGAUGACGGUUUAGAGGAGAACCACGAGAAGUUUGAGGUGGUUUUGAAGACUCCAAAAAAUGCAGUUUUGGGACAGAGGAACAAGGCCACGGUUGAGAUUGUGGAUCCUAGAAAUGAUCGGGAAGCUGUGGAGGGGCUGCUGCCCGGCCUUCGCAGAUCCAACGUGCGGUAG